AUGGAUGAAUAUGAGGAGGAUCCGGGGCGCAGAGCGAGCAAACUGAUGGAGAAUCUUUCCAUAUUUGACGUUUUCCCGGACGGCUUGUACGGAGAGCCGAACCCGGACGCGGAUUUUAAGUCCGCCGUGUUACCUGGUCAGAAAAGUAAGCGAAUGAAUGGCAGCUCCUCUCACGCGCCUCACCAGCACAGCCACACGCCCGGGAACAAAGUCUACGGCGCGGCUCCGGUGCGCUCCGUUAACGGGAACCGACCCUCAGUGCCUAUGGAUUUCUGUUCUCCGCAAAUGGAAGCGGUUUAUCCCGCUCCCGAUGCGUACUGCACCAAAUCCGAAGUUGCCUUGCCGUGCUACAGCGGCGCGUCGGACCGGCUCAGGAGAUACACGCACGCGGAUGCACAGGGACACCGAUACAGCACCGGCUGCGCGUACGACGGGCUCGUGCUGGGCAAACAGAUGACCGUUUCGGGCGUGAGGAGCAACAGUAUGUGCAUGGGCAACCCUGAUGGCAGGUACAUAGCCACAAGUCCCCGGUCGAGUUUGGCCUCGUCGCACUCCUCUCAAGAUCAGAGCAAACACACCAGCCCUCGGUCCAGCAUCAGCAGCCCUCGGUCCAGCCUCGUGUCACCCGGACAGGAGAAAUACGGCGAGGGGAACAGUGUCAUCAGCCCUCGGUCCAGCUACGCGAGCACGGCCAGUGACACUAGUAAACAUUCCAGUCCCAGGACCAGCCUCAACAGCUACGAUUGUGGAAGCAAACCGAGCAGCAACCGAACCAGCGGCAUCAGCAUGGGCUACGAUCAGCGACACAUCAGCCCCAGGUCCAGCACCGCUAGCCAGUACUCCAGUACCACGAGCCCGCGCUCCAGCUACUCGGAUUCGCGUUUCACGCCCGCGGGUAACCACGACCCGGAGGUCGCCGCGAUGCACUGCAUGCCAGUGACCAGCCCCCGGUCCAGCAUCUGUAGCCAGGACGGGGGUGCGCGACCCGCUGGUGCGGCCAACUGCGUGGUCAGCCCCCGGUCGAGCAUAUCCAGCCACAGCUCCAGGAGUUCUCGGAGCUCUCGGGGAUCCAUGAGCGCGUAUCCCGAGCUCCAGCUGCCCUCGCCGCGGUCGUCCAUGCUGGCAACCGGCUUACCGGAGGAUGCGCUGCUGCAGGACUUCCAAGAGCCGAACGGCCUCCAUAACAACCGUGUCCACCUCCAGACCUUCCCGGUGCUGGAAGAACCACAGCAGCAGAAUUCAGACGUGAAUGUGCAGUUUAACUACGGGAAAACGGGCGCAGCUGGUCAGCGCUUUAAGUUGCCAUGCCAAGUGACUCCAUCCCGGGAGAGUGGUCCCAGUCAGGCGGAGAGGCGCCUGGAGGCCCUCACCUUGGAGCUGGAAAAAGAGCUCGAGAUGCACAUGAAAAAAGAAUAUUUCGGUAUCUGUGUAAAGUGUGGUAAAGGUGUUUAUGGAGCGAGUCAAGCAUGUCAGGCCAUGGGGAAUCUGUAUCAUACUAACUGCUUCACCUGCUGCUCAUGUGGACGGAGGCUGCGAGGGAAAGCUUUCUAUAAUGUUAACGGAAAGGUUUACUGUGAAGAAGACUUCCUGUAUUCUGGGUUCCAGCAGACGACAGAAAAAUGUUUCGUAUGUGGACACCUCAUCAUGGAGAUGAUCCUUCAGGCUCUGGGUAAAGCCUAUCACCCAGGUUGUUUUCGGUGUGUGGUGUGUAAAGAGGGACUGGAUGGUGUUCCUUUUACUGUAGAUGUGGAUAACAACAUCUACUGCGUGAAAGACUAUCACACGGUUUUUGCUCCCAAAUGUGCCUCAUGUAACCAGCCCAUUCUACCAGCACAGGGUUCAGAGGAAACCAUACGUGUGGUGUCCAUGGAUAAGGAUUAUCAUGUGGAAUGCUAUCACUGUGAGGAUUGCGGUCUGCAGUUGAAUGAUGAAGAGGGGCAUCGCUGUUACCCGCUAGAUGGUCAUCUGCUGUGUCACCGAUGUCACCUACAUCGGUUACAGAGCCCUUUAUCUGCCCACCCACCCCCAAGUUAUCCUCUACACGUCACUGAACUGUAAACACACGGGCUCCUGCAGGACAAUACAUAAGAGUUAAUGACAUCACCCGCUCGCCCUCAGAAAAAGAGAGAGAUCAUCAUGUCUGUCCUGCCCCUAAACACCUCUUUUUCCACACGUUUAGGGUUAAUGAGACACUUCAAAUAUUUUCAUACCCAAUCAUCUUCUCUUUACCAUGGGGCUUGACUUUCCUCAUACACACAGAUUAGAGAUCUGUUGGGGGAGCGGAGAGCCGUGUGGUCCCGGUGUGAGAAACAAGGGCGCCACUAGGAAAAGAAUAUGUUACUACUAAUAAAAAUGAUCUUUGGUGUGGGUCCCACCUUAGUGACGCCCCUGCUGAGGAUAACUGAAGACACUAAACUCUAAACACAGCACUGAAUGUGAAACAGACUUUUUUGUGCCUUCAUCAAGAACUUGCAUUAAUCAGGACAUCGCUCACUCACUGCCUUUGACUUAAAAAAUAUCAUUCACCCAAAAAUCAUUAUUUUGCACCCUGAAUCCCGUAUGCUGUGUUUAUUACGCACAGGAACCUUAUGAAUAUAGCACACAAUACAUACGGAUUAUGGUCAAUGUGAAGGUCAAAGGAAAAGAGCCGAUGGUUCUCGAUCUUCACUGUUCCGCAGAUGAAUCGGCACGGGAGUGGAAGGAAACAUGGACAGAAUUACUUAAAGCACAGAAUAAAUGCAUAAAGCUGUCAGCGCUGCACAUAUUUCAAAAUAUUUCACGUGAAUCUUUCUGGAUAGGGUCAGAUAGGUUGUUACCGUCUGACAUCAGCAGAACGGACCUCUCAGACGCUGCUUUAUGUCUGGACGAGUGCUGUGAAACCGCUGAAGCGUCAGGUGCCUUCCUGCAUCAAAUAUUUGAGCAGACACAUGGUUUUGUGUUUCAGAAGGGGCCGGAGAGGUUGCAGAUGUAUACAGAGGUCAGUGCUUUUGCCUGGAUGUGCUGGACUCAACCAGGCCAACCAAUGACCUUCUGUUUAUUGUCCCAACAGUGAGGUUGUCUUGUGUGUGUGACAGUGUCGUAACCAGGUGCGAUGUGGUGAAGCAGACAGGGUUUUUCGGUGGCUCCUAGUGGUUCAAGUUUCCCCUGGAUAUGGAGAAUAACAGGGAUUGUUUAAAAUGUGAUUUCCAUUACAUAUAUUUAAAAAUUCUGGUAGUUUCUGAACUUAACUGAAGUUUCUGGUUGCUUUUUGGGUAGACAGAUAAAUGACCUGCCACAUCGCACCUAGUUAUGACAGUGUGAGUAUGUGAGAAUUUGUGUGUGUUUGUGUGUGUUCAUGUAUACUAGUGGCAGGGCCACUGUGUGUGUGUGUUUGCUCAUACUUGUCAUAUAUGCAGUGACCACAAAAAAUACUUCAUACAGUUGUGCCACAUUUAAAAAUGUCAAAAUAUCACUGCAUAAAAUAUCUAAACAGGUCAUUUUAAAGUCGUGCAACACAAGCAAAACAUUUCGACCUUGUUCACACUGUCAGUUUUAAUCCUAUAUUUGUGCAGAUCUGUAUGACUGACUGUCCACACUGUGUAUCACGACUGUUUAGGUCUGAUUUGUGUGUCCUGUAAAGCAUUUUCUUUUUCCAGAAUAGCUGCAUUGGUUUCUGGCAAUGACGUUGGUGUGAAAUAGGUGUGCUCGAUUUAAUUCAGCACUGUGCAGAUUUCUUCACAUCGACAACAACACAACAACCUUGCAUCUGACUUGCUUACGUUUUAUGUGGUGUGUCAACACGAAGAAAAACUUAGGCUAUGUUUACACUGCAGGCGAAAGUGGCCCAAAUCUGGCUUUUUUGCCCAAAUCUGGCCAUUAUCUGAUUUUCUUAUGACAGUCUGAAUAGCACAAAUCCGAUUUUUUCAUGAAGGACCCAGAUCGGAUAUACUGUAUAUCUUAUGUAUAGAGGGUAUGCAUUGAUGUCACAUUUCCACGUGACCACACCGGAGCACUCCCUGUUGAGUGGCAAACGUACAACAAAAUGGCUAGUUUUCAAAUCCCAGUAAAACUGACUAUUAUCAGCUUAAAUUAAAUUUAGUUGGACUUGAUAGCAGAGGUGGACAAUACUUAGUUACAUUAGUUACAUUUUGCAAGCUUCUGUGCUUUAUUAGGUUGUUUGUAUUGGGAAAAAAUUUACGUCACUACAUUCUAAAGCAUAGAAUCAUACUGUGUGUAUUCUUUUAUAUUGCAUAUUUAUUUAAUAACUAAUUACAUUAAAAUUGUGUAAAUUUUACUUGAGUAAAAGUAUGUUAAUGUACUUACAUAUUAAAUGUAAAACAAAAACGUAUUAUUAAUGAAAUGUAAUAUUAUGAUAAUAUGCUUUGGAAUGUAUGUUUUCCAAAGAAAAACACGAAUAAAAUACAAAUACUUGAAAAAUACAUUUAAAGGUGCAGUGUGUAAAUUUUAGCAGCAUCUAGCGGUGAGGUUGCGAAUUGCAACCAACGGCUUAGUCCACUGCUCACCCCUUGCUUUUGAAACACAUAGAGAAACUACGGUAGCUGCCACCAGACAAACAUGUCAUCGUCGGAGACAACUUAGUAAAAAAAUUGUCCAUUAAGGGCUUCUGUAGAAAAAUGGCGGCACAAAAUGGCGACUUCCAUGUAAGGGGACCCUCUUUGUAUGUAGAUAAAAAGGUCUCGUUCUAAGGUAAUAAACACAUAACAGUUCAUUAUGAAAGGUCUUUAUACACCCCUGAUAAUAUAGUUUUGUAUAUUAUUUAGCAUUUCUGUCAAGAGAUGCUUUUAAAAACUACACACUGCACCUUUAAGUAGAAAGUUAAACCUCUGCUUGAUAGUGACCCUAGCAACUUGUCAACCCACCUGUGGUCUUCUUGUUAAUCUGUUAGUACAGUCUAUCGCACAACAGCUCUUUCCCAUUUAGACGUGUUUUCCCUGUGUUUUCACUGAAUUCACGCUGUACUCAAAUGCUGUACUCAAACUCUUUUGCCACUCAGUGGGCGUAACCGCAGUCACUUUCGCCGAAGGUGACGUCAUGUGCAUACCCAACCUGAUCUCACGAAGUUUCGUGGGAUAGUCACAGAAUUUUUUGCUAAUUUUUCCGUGGCAUUCUCACGGAUCUCCGCAUUUUUCCUUGGCACUGCCACGGACUGUCUUUUUCCGUGGCAUUCUUACGGAUUGGUUACUCAACUGUUUUGUCCUAUUUUCUUACCAUUGUCGCUUCGGUUUAGGAUUAGAUUUACAUAAAAUGACAUCCUUACCCAAACCCAACUCCAACGACAGGCGACAAUGGUUUGAAGUUUAGAAAAUAUAAAAGAAUACAUCAGAAAUUUUUUUAUAAAUCAAUACUUAAAGGGACAUAUUUACGCAAACACUAAAUCUAACCCUAAACUGAAGCGAAAAUGCUUUGAAAAUAGGAAAAAGCAGCUGAGUAACCAAUCUGUGAGAAUGGCACGGAAAAAGACAGUCCGUGGCAGGGCCAAGGAAAAAUGCGGAGAUCCGUGAGAAUGCCACGGAAAAAUGAGCAAAAAAUUCUGCGACUAUCCUACGGAAAUUGGUGAGAUCACGUUGCCAUACCUUCUAUUGCAAUGCGACUUCAGUCCCGAACAUCCAUGUUGCAUUUCAUCCGCCUUUUACGUCAUUGAAAUGCACCAGACGGAGGCGGGAAAAUGAUGUUGUGUCGUCUUCUGCACAUGCGCAUCACUUCAGGGCCGUAUACAGUUCACACAUGAGACAAUCUUAUAAAUGUGAUGGACCAGAGUCUUGACUGUGAACACAGGAAAUCUCGCAAAAUCUCGCGAGACUUCAGAAUAAGCAUGGCGGACGAUAUACAGGAAGAAAUUUUAUUGAUAGUGUUUGGAAUGAUUUUCACUAAAAAUUCAAGGGGAAUAAAGACAAGGGUUUGGGUGAAGUCGUAGAGAAAGCGGGAACAUGGUCCAUCUCUGCUGUCCACAUCAACUUCACUUUGUGCUGCACCAUGACUGCUUCCAUUUUCCAUCAUCUCGCUUUCUGAUUGGAUAUUGUUUCGUUUCACAUGAUAAUCUCAAGAGUGUGCACGCGUUUGUCCUCGGGGUUCCCCCCACACACCAGGAUUUCUGAUUCGCGAUCGGGGCGGCUCCGACAUUCUUCCGAUCAGGUUCGGACUAGGGAUGGGCAUUUUCCAGUAAUUUACUAUUCGAAUAUUUAAGCUCAUAAAGAACGAAUAUUCGUUUAUUUAAAUUAUGUUAAUUAAGACAUUCGUCUUUUGUAUUUUUCAUUUUGUCAUAAUUUCACAGAAGGCUUAUAAUUAGGAAAUAUCCACAACAAGCUAAAGUUAUAAUAUGUAUGUAUGUAUGUAUUUUUAAGUUGAAAAAAUAUAUAUUUUUUACAUUCUUCUUAAAAAAUAUCCUACAGAAAAAAGGCGUUAAAACCCCAUGCGGAGCGAAGUCUGAGUCAGUCAAACCCUUAGUUUCAAGUCGGUCGUUAGUAUGAAUUCAUUACUGUUUGAUCUUACAUACAUUAUAUUAUACCAAAUAUUAUACACUAACCCCAAAUCUAAGCGAAGUUUGAGGACUUGCGAAGUUUAAAGUUUGAGGACUUGACAAAGUAGGCUAUCAUCAUUUAAACAGACUCAAAACACCAAAUAAGAGCCCGGAGCAAACGAAAAAACACAUCUACAUAACCGACUGCUCAGUCGCCAUAUAAAUAUCUUCUCAGUUUAGUUUGACAUGUAUUUGUGAAUAAAGAAAACCUACCUGCUUCGGUGAAAACCCGUUCUUCUGACUAGAUACAAUAAUGCCGGUGCUGCGGAGAAAACUCUUCCUCGUGAUGAUGGUUAUCCGAUAAAAACAACAGACGCAUUGAACAAGAUUGAAUAUCUGUAUUUAACAUUAUUUUACAAAUAACGUAAGUUGGUUCGAUAGAUUAUUGUUGACUAUGCAAAGUUACUAACGUUAGCUUAAUUUAACAACAUUUCACAAAGACGGAGCUUUGCUUUAAACUGCCGUGUGCAGUUAUCCGGUUCAUUUUCGAAAGAGCACCGCAUAUAAUAAAUGUUCUCCGUUUCAUUUCGUUCUCCGUGUCUGUCUCGUUAUUAACAAAAUAAAGUAGACUUUAUAACGGAAAGCUUACAAAUCUCUCAUGAUGUGUUGAUGCGGGCGGCGGAGAAGCACGUUUAAUAACACGUGAGCCCUCACUGAGCCAGUGGCCAAAUACGGCGCACAAACCCGGAGAUAAAUGGAAAAACUUAAAUUCGUCUGCAAUCUGCAUUGCCAAACAAUCAGAAAUACAUACGAAUUAAUGUUCAUGUAUAUCUUACAUGUAAGUCUGUAAAAGACAGUAAAGAUGAAGUGGAAAAGCAUUAAAUAAGUCGUAACCCUUUGGUGGCACAUUAAAAACAAACAAACAUUCGAAUAGCAUUUUUUAAAUUCGAAUUAUUAUUGCCGAUCGAAUAUUCGAAUAUCCGUGCCUAUCCCUAGUUCGGACACUCUUAACACACCUCACACCAAGGGAAAAUCUGAUAAAAUUAUCUGUACAAGCAUCAAGAUAAUCGGGACAUUGCUAGGAUUGUCGGAAGGGGUGAAAUCGGCCCAAAAUCAGCCCGAUUAUCUUUUGGUGUGUACCCAGCAUUAGCAUUAAAACCUGCAGUGUGAACAAAGCCUAAAGCGGAUUUCCAGAAAUAAAUAGGAUUUCAAACCACAUACUGUAUUAAUGUAGCUAGAAAUGGAUUUGUAAAAAUUUGGAUUUCAUGUGGGGUAUGUAGAAAAUUUAGAUUUAAACUGACAGUGUGAACAAGUCUUUGUAUGUUGGGUUUGAAAUGAUAAAAUGGUAGUAGUAUCACUGAAGUUGGACAGACUUCAAACAUCCACUAAAAAUCACCUUGACAUGAGCUGAUAAAAGGUCUUUAAAAAAUGUAGUUGUAGCUUCAUUUUUAACAGGUGACACUUGCUGUGAUGUUUUGAUAUCUAAUGCAGUGAUAUUUUUACGAGUGAGGCGAAUGUUCAGAUGUUUAUUCGGGCUGCUGCAUACACCACACAGACUGUAAUACUACUGAACCGCAGACACAAACAUGACUGUGUGUGCUUUCUCUGAUCUGAGCGACCUGUUGAGAGUUUGUUUGUAAUCCAUUGACUUAAUAUCUGCAAAGCAGAUUGUAAACCUUUUGAUUCACUGGUUUGAAGGUGAUGAUUGCUGUACCAGAAGCACAUAAUGUCAUUCUACUCUUGUUUUUAGAGAAAGAAGCUCCCAGGUAUUUUCUAGGUUGUAUGGACCGAAUCUGUCGCAUGCUGUUAGUUACCACAGAAAGUUAAAUGCAUUAACAGUUAUGCACCUGUAAUGUACGUCUGUAGAGCAAACGUAUAUCAGUUCAUAUAUCUACAAACUGAUGUAGGAGUUAUUUUCUGUGGUGAUGAACAGUAUAAUUUUCUGAAUAUGUUUCAUGUCUCAUAUCAUUCCCUAAAGUGUGUAAUGUUUAAAGCGUGUAAUAUGUUUGUCUUAAUCCACAUUUAAAACAUACUACUAUUGCAUAGCACAUCCUAGAGUCCCUGUAAAUAAACUGUUUAGAAUGUAUUACCUGCAUCUAUCAGAGAUUCAAACGAACGCUAGCUUUUCUCUCACGACUUUUUUUAUCGUACAAUGUUUUGAUUUCCUAGAUAUUUCAUAAAUAAAGGAAAAGCAAAGUAGAUUUAUUUAUCUAAACGUGAAAAGUUUAAAGUUAUUUAAUGUAUGAAAGUCAGGAUGUAUCAUUUAACCGUAGAUUUAUGUAAUCUGCUUUUUCAAUAAAGUGGUUUUUGUAGUUAA
Misgurnus anguillicaudatus (oriental weatherfish) is the source of this 8774-nucleotide messenger RNA. It is a transcript of the gene wtip, whose product is annotated as WT1 interacting protein. Lineage: Eukaryota; Metazoa; Chordata; Actinopteri; Cypriniformes; Cobitidae. Gene Ontology annotation, molecular function: transcription corepressor activity. Gene Ontology annotation, biological process: negative regulation of hippo signaling; response to hypoxia; regulation of DNA-templated transcription. The record is from RefSeq and is a predicted model, not a curated record. Gene Ontology annotation, cellular component: transcription regulator complex; nucleus; P-body.